This is a messenger RNA of Triplophysa rosa, 1723 nucleotides long. It is a transcript of the gene lpar5a, whose product is annotated as lysophosphatidic acid receptor 5a. Gene Ontology annotation, cellular component: membrane. Lineage: Eukaryota; Metazoa; Chordata; Actinopteri; Cypriniformes; Nemacheilidae. Gene Ontology annotation, molecular function: G protein-coupled receptor activity. The transcript has a single exon. The record is from RefSeq and is a predicted model, not a curated record. Gene Ontology annotation, biological process: G protein-coupled receptor signaling pathway; behavioral response to pain. Bases 80 to 1057 code for a protein of 325 amino acids.
GUUGCCACCCAUGAGAAAAAAGCACAGAAGCAUUGCACAUUUCUGCUCUGCACUACAUCUCCUUUUGUCUCUUUGAAAAAUGCUACAGAACAAUUCAAACUGCAGCACGUCUCACUUCAGGUACCCGUUUUUUACUUCCACCUACAGUUUGAUACUGCUGUUUGGCCUUCCUCUAAACUUGGUGUCUCUUUGGAUACUGGUGCGUCGCAAUGGCUUGAAGAAAUCUGUUCCGGUGAUCUACAUGGCCAACCUGGCGCUAUCAGAUCUCCUUUUCAUUCUUUCCCUGCCCUUUCGGAUUAUCUACUUUGCCAAAGGCAACUGGACGCUGGGAAACACGCUGUGCAUGAUUCCAGGGACGCUCUUUGCGGUCAACCUGUACUCCAGCUCUCUGUUCAUCACCCUCAUCAGUGUGGACCGGAUGCUGGCCGUGGUGUACCCGCUGAGAUCUCGACCUCUCCGGACAGCGCCCGUGGCCUGGGGGCUGUGUGCCACCGUGUGGGUGCUCAUUGCUGGAUUAUCAGUACCAACUGCAAUGAAUCAUCAGGAAAAUAAGGAUGAGGAGUGUAACGUGACGCGUUGUUUUGAGAAAUACACAACAGAUGAGUGGUGGAAUGGUUUCUACAUCCUCUGCUGUGUCACUUUUUUUGGCAUUUUGGUGCCGUUUGGCAUCAUUUUGGGCUGCACGGUCGCUGUGGUACGGCAGCUCCGCGGUUGUAGCAUGACAACCUCCUCGAGUAACUCUGACAUGAGCAAAAUCAAGAUAGUGAAGCUCUUUCUCUCCAACCUGCUCAUCUAUACGAUCUGCUUCAUUCCCUUUCACAUAGCUUUCAUCCUCUUUGCCCUUAACAAACUUAAGUUACUUCACGGAGGUGCUUUUCAUGACAUUUACUUCAAUAUACACACUGUUACAAUGUGUAUGGCCAGCUCAAACAGCUGUCUGGAUCCGCUGAUCUACUAUUUUAGCACAAAGCAGCUUCAAAGCAGAGGUAGGUGUGAUUCGUCAACCAAAACCGGAGGCAUCGGCCUGAUCCUGAGCACAAGUCUGACCCCACAGUGAAAGACAGAAGAGCACAUGCACCAAAUGACCGACAGACACGAGCACUUCGUGGGAAAUGAAAUAUGUAAAAAGCAAGUUAAAAAAGCUCAGUUUUGCAAAUAUGCAAAAAGAAGAUCUGUUGAAUCCCAAGUGAAUUUAAGUUCAAACUCUCUUCAAAUCUGAUGAUCUCUGAUGUCGAGUUUGAAUGGAGAAAAGGGAAGAAAACAGCACGUGUUAAACUGAAGUGGUUCUCUUCCAGAUAUCAAUGCGUGUUUGUGUUUAUUGUCCUCCAUCUCACCACACCACACGUGAAUCUGUUUUUCUGAGAAACAAGAAUGUACUCUGCAAAUCUCUUAUUGUUCGUUGUAAGAAAUGUCAUCAAAAAAGCCGCUUGCUUCAGCAUUAAAAUGAAUAGACGGCAAUGCAACUUUGUUCUGUAAACUUGUAUAAAUGAACUCUUUGCAAACAUGACAAAAUGUUCUCAUUUGGAAGUAGCUUUGGAUAAAAGCAUCUGCUAAAUGAAAAAACGCAAAUGUAAAUAAGGCUUAUUGAAGGUAAAUAUGUCCUACUUGAACCCUUUCAUCUCAGGUCAUCAUAAACAUGGUCCCAUUUUUUUAGACUGAAAAUAUUUUUUCUUAAAUUUGUAUCGGACAUUAUUUCAGUAAAAAAUAAACUUACGUAAGGUUA